Cryptosporidium ubiquitum is the source of this 1335-nucleotide messenger RNA. Its product is annotated as RPD3 HD1 histone deacetylase. Bases 1 to 1335 code for a protein of 444 amino acids. Lineage: Eukaryota; Apicomplexa; Conoidasida; Eucoccidiorida; Cryptosporidiidae. The transcript has a single exon. Gene Ontology annotation, molecular function: histone deacetylase activity. The record is from RefSeq and is a predicted model, not a curated record.
AUGGCAAAGAGAGUUUCUUACUUUUAUGACGGAGACAUAGGAAGUUAUUAUUAUGGUCCUGGUCACCCAAUGAAACCUCAAAGAAUUAGAAUGGCUCACAACCUAAUCCUUUCAUACGACCUAUAUAAGCAUAUGGAGAUUUACAAACCGCACAAGUCUCCACAUAGUGAGUUGAUCUAUUUUCACGAGGAAGACUAUGUAAAUUUUCUUUCUAGCAUUAAUCCUGACAACUCCAAAGACUUCGGGCUUCAGCUAAAAAGAUUUAAUCUUGGAGAGACAACCGAUUGCCCAGUUUUUGAUGGUCUCUUUGAGUUUCAACAAAUUUGUGCCGGUGGCAGUAUUGAUGGAGCCUAUAAAUUAAAUAACGAACAAUCUGACAUUUGUAUUAACUGGAGUGGCGGACUUCACCACGCAAAAAGAUCUGAAGCUAGCGGAUUCUGCUACAUCAACGAUAUAGUUUUGGGAAUUUUGGAGUUGCUUAAAUAUCAUGCUAGGGUUAUGUAUAUUGAUAUAGAUGUACAUCACGGAGACGGGGUGGAAGAAGCUUUCUACCUUUCGCAUAGGGUACUUACGGUUUCCUUUCACAAAUUUGGAGAAUUUUUCCCAGGUACUGGUGAUAUCACAGAUAUUGGAGUUGCUCAAGGGAAAUAUUACAGUGUUAAUGUACCGCUAAACGAUGGUAUUGAUGAUCAUUCAUUUUUAUCAUUAUUUAAACCCAUUAUUAGUAAGUGUGUUGAAGUAUACAGGCCAGGUGCAAUAGUUCUUCAAUGUGGAGCUGAUUCUGUAAGAGGAGACAGACUUGGUCGUUUUAAUCUAUCAAUUAAGGGUCAUGCAGAAUGUGUAGAAUUCUGCAAGAAAUUCAAUAUCCCCCUGCUUAUACUUGGUGGUGGAGGUUAUACAAUAAGAAAUGUUGCAAGAACAUGGACAUAUGAAACUGCUACAAUUUUAGAUAGAACUGAUCUAAUUUCGGAUGAUAUACCAUUGAAUGAUUAUUACGACUACUUUGGACCAGAUUUUAAGCUUCAUAUACCUCCUCUUAACCUACAAAAUAUGAAUUCUCAAGAACACCUAGAAAAAAUCAAAGCAAAAGUUAUUGAUAACUUAAAAUAUCUAGAGCACGCCCCAGGCGUAGAAUUUGCCUAUGUUCCGUCGGAUUUCUUUGAUAGAGAAGCUUCAAACCUCCAAAAACAAGAUGAAGAGGAGCGAGAAGAGGAACUUUCAUCCUGGCAAGGAGGAGGAAGGGCUGCGGGGAGCGUGGAUAAUCAAUGCAGCUAUAACGAAAAACCUAAAUCAUCUAAAAAAUUACAAAAAGAACACCCUUCUGAAUUUUAUUAA